AUGCCUGGUGGCACUGCCCGCUCACUAGGCACACCAGCCAUGGUGGCUGAUGGCAUAUGCCACUGUGAUCGUCUUGCCCGCUGUCAAGCGGGGAGGGUUUCCCCCCUUACGUGGGUUAGUGACUCCUCUUUAACCGCCCGUGGAGAGUUGCCUCCCGGGAUCGACUUGGACACGCAGACCCCCUGUUAUCUCCUAGUGGGAGUGCAUUUCCCUAUCCGCGCGGCCUGGUCAGAGCCUCUGAGCAUCCCCCUCUCUCAGUCGGGCAACCAAGAGGGCAAGGCGGGCGUCCUUGAGAAGGAAGGGACCUCCGGUGACCCUGGGAGGACGGCUGAGACCAUGCCUGGAUCCACUAAAAAGUCUUGUAUCUCCUGUCACGCCAUGAUUGGCGUGGCAAGAAAGAAGUGCAACCUUUGUGGAAGGGAGCAGCCAUACAAGGCAAUUAAAAUGAAUAAGUUAAAAAAAAUUGAAGAAAAACCACCAACAAAGUUCAAUGCCGUAAAGGCAUUGGAUAGUGCCUUUAUUGAUUUACAUAAAUUGAAAGCAGUGGGGUUCUACCCCCUGCUCCUGGUGGCGAAGCAGGGGAAGAAGAAGUUUAAGGCCCAGCUGCUCCACCUGGAAGAGCAGCCAUCCAGGGAGACGAUGAAGGCAUUUGCCACAAUUAAAGGGGUCUUCGAGACCUUCCUCAACUGGGCAGAAACAGCUAUUUAUGCAGUGGCAUCCUUGCCCUUUAUGUGGCAAAAGGUGGAGGUCAUCGUGGACAAAUGUGGAGAAUAUUGUGUAAAUAAGGAAGAAGAAAAUAAAUGAUAAUAGUCAUCUUUAUCUUCACCUGGUCUUUAUGUCUUGUCUCUUUUUUGCUCAGCUAAUGACAUGAACUACAUUCUGGAGAGGAAGU
Messenger RNA from Perca flavescens (yellow perch), 892 nucleotides. RefSeq lists its product as uncharacterized. The record is from RefSeq and is a predicted model, not a curated record. The transcript is spliced from 6 exons. The coding region runs from base 1 to 804 and encodes 267 amino acids. NCBI's taxonomy places the organism in Eukaryota, Metazoa, Chordata, Actinopteri, Perciformes, Percidae.